Messenger RNA from Thamnophis elegans (Western terrestrial garter snake), 3460 nucleotides. It is a transcript of the gene IRAK2, whose product is annotated as interleukin 1 receptor associated kinase 2. The transcript has 13 exons. NCBI's taxonomy places the organism in Eukaryota, Metazoa, Chordata, Lepidosauria, Squamata, Natricidae. Gene Ontology annotation, molecular function: protein kinase activity; ATP binding; protein binding. Gene Ontology annotation, cellular component: plasma membrane. The record is from RefSeq and is a predicted model, not a curated record. Gene Ontology annotation, biological process: protein phosphorylation; signal transduction. Bases 883 to 3000 code for a protein of 705 amino acids.
UGUAGCAGUCUUACUGGUUUAAGUUUCACUGUUAGCUCCAGGGAUAGCUCAGAUCAAUCUGUGGCCUAGCUAGCAACAAUGUCCUAGAGGCUGUCACCUUCUCACACCUCUAUUUGUAUAAUUCAAAGAAUUAGCUCCUUGGACGUCUAUUAAAAAGAAACCUGGAGUGACUCAUCCUUACUGCCCUUGUUUCUCUAUUAUCCAAGUGGCAUGUAAGUGAUGUUCAAGGCAGGGAGAAUUUUAUUUAGAAAUGUUAGGCGCCGGCCUUUUUCCUGGGGCCAAAAAUAGCCCUUUGCUCGGAUCUACUAAAAACAAAUAUUGUACGGUCCUUUCCUGUAAGCGAAGCGUCCGUCUCCCGUCCCCACAAAAUUCUGGCCGCCCGAAAGUGUUUACCCCUGCCCGCUGCGCUGCCUCCUUUCCUUUCAGGGCCUCGUUCCUUUCCCCCCAGAAGUGACCUAGAAACGGGGCGAUCGAGGCUUCCCUUGACGUUUUGAAAUGCCCCACUUUGUUAAAAGUCAAAGGCUCUCACGAUCCGCGGCGAUCAGGUACAGCCCCGGAGAGACAGAGCGCGAAAAAACCCCGCGUUGCGUCAUGUGUAGAAAUUGACGUCAGGAAGGGUGGAACCCGGGGAGCUCGGGGUGGAGCCGAGUCCCUUCAGACAACAGGUCUGAAAGCCGAGCUCCGCGCGGUGAGCAGAGAAGCAGCACCUCGUCCUAGGACGCCGCUCUCGGGGUGCGGCAAGUUAGGGAAAGCGGGCUCGACUUUUUUAACCUGCCGCCCUGAAAGGAAGGCGAGCCCGGCGCUGUUGCGGGGCCUCGCUCUCCAGGAAGAAAAUUCACCUUCUCUUUCUCAUUAGGACAUCUGGACGGGCAGCUCCUGCGAAUGGCUAAAGGUAAAGAGACGGGAAUUCCCAAGCCUGUGACGCAAGUGGAGAGCGAAAUGGCUCAGCCGCCGUCCUGUUCCUUGGAAGGGUCCAGCCCCCCGUCUCCUUACCUCCACAAUUUGCCCUCCUGGGUGCUGGAGGACUUUUGCCAGAAGAUGGAUUGCCUCAACGAGUACGACUGGAUGCGCUUUGCAUCUCAUGUGAUAACUGACCAGACUGAGCUGAGAAAAAUCAAAUGCAUGGAAAAAGCAGGAAUUAGUAUAACAAGAGAACUGAUGUGGUGGUGGGGAGUGCGGCUUGCGACGGUCCAACAAUUGUUGGAACUUCUGCAGGAAUUGGAGUUUUACAGAGCAGCACAAGUGAUUUCAGAUUGGAAGUCACAAAAUCAUGAUUCUGCCAGGACUCUUUUGAAGUCCCCUGAACAGGAGAAGGACUUGGCACAUGAAAAUGGGAAGGAAAAUAAAGAGAAAAUAGGAAAUGGGAUGGAAGUAUCAUCAUCAUUGCCAUACUUGACACAGAUGCAUAAAAGACAGAAUGAUCCUCUUUUAAAAGUAGAUUCAGACGUGCCUCCUUUAUCUCUACCGCCAACUUCCAUGGACCUUCCACAUUCUUUACAUUCAAAUUUCUCAGAUUUCUCAAAUGGAAAGGAGAAAGCUUCUCCUAAUCGUGACACUGCAAGCCUUUUGUGGAUGCCAAGGGAAGUAGAAAUUGUCACCAGCGGCUUCAAUGAAAAAAACCGAAUUAGUGAAGGCCUCUUUGCUACUACUUACAGAGGUCAGAGAGAUAAUGCUCACUAUGUUGUUAAAAAACUAAAAGAGAAUGAGGCCCAAGUAUUUUUUCGUACAGAAGUGCAAAUCUGCUUUCGAUGUUGCCAUCCUAAUAUUCUACAGUUGUUGGGUUUCUGUGUAGAAAGUGGGCUUCACUCCUUGAUUUAUCCCUACAUGGAAAAUGGAUCAUUACUGGACAGGCUACAAUGUCAGGAUAGUUCUGAAGCAUUAUCAUGGGAGAAACGCACCAGCAUAUCUUUGGGAUUAAUUAAAGCCAUUCAACAUUUACAUCAGUUUGGAAUUAUUCAUGGAAAUAUAAAAAGUUCCAAUGUUUUGCUGGAUGCAAACUUUGUACCACAACUUGGACAUUCUGGUCUUAGACUGCAUCCUGUGGAAAAGAAAUCGGAAUAUACUGUGAUAAAAACCAAGGUCUUGAAAGCUUCACUAGCUUACUUCCCAGAAGAUUUUGUCAGGCAUGGGCAGCUAACUGAAAAAGUGGAUAUAUUUGCUUGUGGAAUUGUUUUAGCAGAAAUACUGACUGGCAUGAAAGCAGUAGAUGAAAGAAGAAAUCCUAUUUUUCUGAAAGAUGCUUUGCUUGAAGAACUCAGAAUGGCAAAAGAAUUGUCUUGUAUUAAGGAGAAAAACUUUGAAAAUCUUGCUGCCAUACAAAUAUGUUACAAAUAUCAAGAUAAGCAAACUGUUUGUUUGCCAGAAACAGUUUCUUUAUGCUUGGCCACUUCUGUCUGCAUUUGCCUGCGGAAAAAGAAUGCAAACACAAAAGAGGUGAAUGAAAUGAUAGAAAUUGCAGAUCAUCAAACAAGAUCUCAGGACAUGUCAGAAAGCAGAAAUCUUGGACUCCUCACCAAUAUUCCAGAAGAAACCAACGAUGAACCAGCUAGUCCCUUCAAUGUUGAUUUCUAUGGUCAUAACCACCAGGCCUCUGCCAAUUCUGGAUCUCUAAACUGUGUCACUACAUUACCACCUUGCAUAAAAGUUUUGCCUCCUGAAACAUAUUCUGAGCAGAUUUUGCGGGAACCUUGUGAGUCAGAUGAAUCCUGUAACUUUUCAUGGGAUACUGGAGAACAUGCUUCCUGCUGUGCACCCCCCGAACACAAUCUGGAGCCAGAAAAUCUUUCUUUCACUAAACCUGUGAUGUUCACAGCAAAAAAUACAGACUCUGACAGAAAAACAAAUCAACAGCAGAGAAAAAAUGAUGGCGCUGCUUGUUCCUCCCAAGCUUUAAUGAAAGAAAUAAAAAUAAAUGAUAAAAAGAAGCAGCUAAUGGAAAAAAUAACAUUAUAUGAUGAAAAUAAGAUAAACAGUUAUGACCUUUUUGAAUCUUCAAUAUAAAUAUAUUUCUAUCAGUUAUGACUUCAGAAGAUGGAGCAUUUCUUCACCAGCAAAAUGCAUUUCUUAAUGUACUGUUAUACUUAUAUAUACAAGAAAGCUAUACUGAUGUUACAUAAUAAAAAAGCAUUCCUUUUCAAAUCCAUUUAUAUAUGGAUUUCUCUUAUUUUCCUGUUCUGGUUGAAAUUAUUUUGUUGAAUCCAGCAAAAAUAAGCUGAAGCUUAUUUUGCAAAAAUAAGCAAAAAAAAGAUAUAAAAGAGUAGCAUUCUUCAAUUGCAACUGAUUACUAGUUGGUAUAUUCUCUGAAAACAAAUGUAUUUUUCUUAUUUUGUACAUGGCAUUGAAUUAGAUAAUCUCCCUACAAUUUGCCUAUAACUUGUGACUCAAAACCUGGGGUAUAUAUAUGUCAGUGACAUGCGCUGAGGUUUAUGGCUGGUGAGGCAAAAAGAAAGAAAGCGGCUUU